Molecule: messenger RNA, 2613 nt
Organism: Alexandromys fortis (reed vole)
Lineage: Eukaryota; Metazoa; Chordata; Mammalia; Rodentia; Cricetidae
Gene: Akap17a
Product: A-kinase anchoring protein 17A
Exons: 5
Coding region: 141-2381 (746 amino acids)
Biological process (GO): regulation of RNA splicing
Cellular component (GO): cytosol; nuclear speck
Molecular function (GO): RNA binding; protein kinase A binding
Source: RefSeq, a predicted model, not a curated record
UUCUCGCGCGCCCGCCCGGAGGCGGAAGUGCGUCAGUGGUGUCCGGGCAGCCGGCGGGCAGCGUCGCGAGCGGACGGAGCGGCGGCCACAGCGGAGGCCGCGGACGGGGUCGGAGGCGGAAGCGGAGCCCGGACGCCGCCAUGGCCGCCACCAUCGUGCACGACCCGUCGGAGGCGGCGCCACUGUGCCCGGCGCUCGGCCUCUACCUGAAGCCGAUCACGAAGCUGGCGAUCAGCGUGGCGCUGCCGCCGCUGCGGCCUCCAGGGAAGUCGAUCUCGAACUGGGAGGUGAUGGAGCGGCUGAAGGCCAUGGCCGCGGGGGCGGGGCCGGGGGCGGAGCCCGAGGCUGCGGCGGGAGCAGGGGGCGGGGCCGGGGGCGGGGCCAAGCACGCGGCCUUCUCCUCGCUGCGCAUCGCCAAGAGCACGCUGGACUUCAUCCGCUUCGAGGGCGAGGUGGAGCAGCGGGCGCUGGUGCGGCCCAUCCUGGCGCGGCUCGACGGCCGGACCAUCAAGCUCGGCGGCUUCGCCGACCCGCUCCGCGUGCGCGCCGCCGAGUUCCGCCCCGACGCCCCGUCCCGCCACGACUGGGACGCCUUCUUCCGCGACGCCCGCGACAUGGACGAGGCCCGGCCCGGAGAGAGGCCCGACACCAUCCACCUCGAGGGGCUGCCCUGCCGCUGGUUCGCGCCCCGCGGCGGGGUCGGCGGCGGCGGUGGCGAAGCUGCUUCCGCCAGCACUUCCACCAGUUCCGCCAGUACUUCCGCCAGUACUUCCUCCCGCGGUGAAGCCACUUCCGCCAGCAUUUCUGCCAGUACUUCCGCCGCGACCCCGUCCCCGGACCGGCCCAGCGAGGCGCUGCUGCGCCAGGCGUUCGCGGCCUUCGGCGAGAUCCGCCAGGUGGACAUCCCCAUGCUGGACCCGUACCGCGAGGACGCGUCGGGCCGCGGCGGCUUCCACACGUUCGGCUGGGGCGGCGGCAGCGGCGUUGGAGGCGGCGGCGUGGGAGGCGUGGGCGGCGUGGGAGGGCUGCACUUCGAGGCCUACGUGCAGUACCGCGAGUACGCGGGCUUCGUGCGCGCCAUGGCGGCACUGCGGGGCGUGAAACUCAUGUUCAAGGGCGAGGACGGCAAGGCCGUGGCCUGCGGCAUCAAGGUCUCAUUCGACGCCACCAAGCACCUGAGCGAGGCCUCGAUCCGGCGGCGGCAGCUGGAGCGGCAGAAGCUGCAGGAGCUGGAGCUGCAGCGCGAGGAGCAGAAGCGGCGGGAGCGUGAGGCGGAGGAGCGGCGGCGGGCGGAGGAGCGGAAGCAGAAGCAGCUGGAGCAGCAGCAGCGCGAGCGCCGCCGGGAGGAGAAGCUGCGCAGGCGCGAGCAGCGGGCGCGGGACCGGGAGCAGCGGCGCAGCCGACGGCGGGCAGAGAAGCUGCAGGCCGAGGAGCAGCGGCGGCUGCAGGAGAAAAUCCGCACGGAGGAGCGGAAGCUGCUGCUCGCCCAGCGCAACCUGCAGUCGAUCCGGCUGGUGGCCGAGCUGCUGGGCCGCGUGGAGGCCGCGAAGCUGCAGCAGCGCGAGCGUAGCGAGGAGCGGCGUCGCCGGCAGCGGCAGGAGGAGCGGCGCCGCCUGCAGGAGGCCGAGCUGCGCCGCGUGGAGGAGGAGAAGGCGCGGGCGCUGGGGCUGCAGCGGCGCGAGCGGGAGCUGCGCCAGCGCCUGCUCUCCCUGCUGCUCAGCCGACGUCCGGCCGCUGCCGCCUCGAACCCGGACCCUGCCACCGACCCCGCGACAACCCCGGGCGACACCACCGCCACCGACGACCUGCUGCGGCCCGUGCUCGACAUCCUGCACCGCGUGACCCACCACGUGCGGGCGCAGCCGCCGAUGCAGCAGACGCAGCGUGACUCGCACCAAGACCCCAAGGACCCCGCAGCGGCGACGGCGCCCGUGCCGCAGGUGCUGGCCUGCAUCCGCGAGAACGCGCCGGCGACCAAGGAGCCUCCGCCGCCCCCACCGCCACCGCCGCCGCCACGCGACCGCGACGACCACAACAAGUGCAACCGUGAGCCGGGGCCCCCGCGGGACGGCGAGGACGACGACCGCGAUCGGCGGGAGGGGCGCUCGCAUAGCCAUGGCGGCGGCGGGGAGCGGCCACGGCAGCACCGAAAGCGCGCGCGCGUGGAUGGCGGCGGCGCCGGCGAGGACGCGGAGGAGGACUCGGAGGACGACAACGGCGCGCGGGUCCCGGGGCGCGAGUGCGAGUCACGCCGGCGGCGGCGGCGCCGCGAGAAGGACAAGGAGCGCGGCAGCAGCCGGGAGCGGAAGCGCAGCCGCCACGGGCGCCACUCGCGGUCCCGGUCGCCUCCGCCGCGGAGACGCAGCGCGUGGAACCGGUGAGCGCGCGGACGGACAGACGGCCGCGGUGCAUGCUGGGAAGACGCCGCUGGCGCCCGCAGAUCGGAUUUUUUUUUCUCCCCCCUCCCCCGAUCGCGGUUCCGCUUUUUUUUUUCCUCCCCUGGCACGAGUGCGAAUCCGCCACGCGGACUCCGGUGUGGGCGGGGAAACCCCGGGUGUCGUCGCGUGACCGACCGCGUGUGCUUUCUGUGUUUAAUAAAAUCUUUUGCCCGGC